UAACCUGCGGCAGCGUGCGGAUAUGAAAUAGCAGCGGCGGGUGGUGGUGACGUUAGAAGAGCGCGCCGCACUUCGGUGCGAACAGCUUCUGCGGGAGUGAAUUCUCGACCGUCGCGGGCAUGGUGAGCUGCAGUCGGGUGUUGCUCAGAAAGUAUGGAGACUUCAUUGAUAACCUGAGACUCUUCACCAGGGGAGGAAGUGGUGGAAUGGGCUACCCUCGCUUAGGUGGAGAAGGUGGAAAAGGUGGUGACGUCUGGGUUGUAGCCCAUAACAAAAUGACUUUAAAACAACUUAAAGAUAAAUAUCCUCAGAAACGGUUUGUGGCUGGAGAAGGAGCAAACAGUCGAGUUAGUGCACUGAAAGGCUCCAAAGGAAAAGACUGUGAAAUUCCUGUACCUUUGGGUAUUUCAAUAACUGAUGAAAAUGGUAAAAUUAUAGGAGAACUCAAUAAAGAGAAAGACAGAAUUUUGGUAGCUGAAGGAGGUCUUGGUGGUAAAUUACUUACAAAUUUCUUACCAUUGAAAGGCCAGAAACGAGUAAUUCACCUUGAUCUAAAACUUAUAGCUGAUAUAGGCUUGGUAGGAUUCCCAAAUGCUGGAAAAUCCUCUUUGCUAAGUAAGAUUUCUCAUGCAAAACCUGCAAUUGCAGAUUAUGCAUUUACAACAUUAAAGCCUGAACUCGGAAAAAUUAUGUAUAAUGAUUUCAAACAGAUAUCAGUAGCUGAUCUUCCUGGUUUAAUAGAAGGAGCACACAUGAACAAAGGAAUGGGCCACAAAUUCCUCAAGCAUAUAGAAAGAACUAAACAACUACUUUUUGUUGUUGAUGUUUCUGGAUUUCAGCUUUCUUCCCAAUCUCAGUACAGAACUGCCUUUGAAACCAUACUACUGCUUUCAAAAGAGUUGGAGUUGUACAGAGAAGAACUUCAGACAAAACCUGCGCUCCUGGCAGUUAAUAAAAUGGACUUGCCAGAUGCCCAAGAUAAAUUCCAUGUACUGAUGAACCAACUCCAGAAUCCUAAAGAUUUUUUGCAUUUAUUUGAAAAAAACAUGAUUCCAGAGAGGACCGUGGAGUUCCAACACAUCAUCCCCAUCUCUGCAGUUACUGGAGAAGGAAUUGGUGAACUAAAGAACUGUAUAAGGAAAUCUCUGGAUGAACACACCAACCAGGAAAAUGAUGCAUAUCAUAAGAAGCAGUUGCUUAAUUUACGUAUUUCCAAUACAGUAUCUUAUAGUGAGCUACCAUCAAAGAAUGCUGUUACUAGUGCCAGAAUAGAUAUAACUUGAAUCUGUUAAAAGUGAUAUUGAAAUUGCAUUCAUUUGGAAGCUUUUCCACAGACAUACUUUUUAGAAGGUUAGUUGUUACUAACCUGGUGUCUAUGCCAUCAUUCAAAAACCAUACUUUUUAAAGAUGUUUUGUACUUAAGUCUAUCAACAGUAAAAAAAAAAGUAACUGGAAAGAAAAAAAGUAACUGAGGGUUAAAAAUGACAGUUUAUAAUUUUAUGGCCAAUUCACCUGUAAUAAAAUCCUAUAAUACUCCUGUA
Molecule: messenger RNA, 1541 nt
Organism: Orcinus orca (killer whale)
Lineage: Eukaryota; Metazoa; Chordata; Mammalia; Artiodactyla; Delphinidae
Gene: GTPBP10
Product: GTP binding protein 10
Exons: 10
Coding region: 120-1283 (387 amino acids)
Cellular component (GO): mitochondrion
Molecular function (GO): GTP binding; GTPase activity; magnesium ion binding
Source: RefSeq, a predicted model, not a curated record